Microsporum canis CBS 113480 is the source of this 348-nucleotide messenger RNA. RefSeq lists its product as hypothetical. Lineage: Eukaryota; Fungi; Ascomycota; Eurotiomycetes; Onygenales; Arthrodermataceae. The coding region runs from base 1 to 348 and encodes 115 amino acids. Gene Ontology annotation, biological process: DNA repair; DNA recombination; DNA replication. Gene Ontology annotation, cellular component: nucleus. The record is from RefSeq and is a predicted model, not a curated record. The transcript has 3 exons. Gene Ontology annotation, molecular function: DNA binding.
AUGUCUCUCGUCACGCCCCGCAUCCUACCUGAAUAUCUUCAACAAUUUUAUUCCUCAGGGCCAACAAGUGGUCGAAUGCCGAGUGCGGUCCGGAUUCUUGGAAGAGUAUCUUCGCUACGUGGAGAGUACGCGACUAUUACUUGCGGUGAUCAUGGAGAUAUCACACUGCUGUUGAACAGAGAUUCACACUUACAGAUGGAUAGAAUGGUGGACGUGGUUGGAAAGGUUGUGGAAGUCGAAGGGAAUCUCGGGAUCAGAGUGUUUGGAGCCACUGAUUGUGGCAGCCCGCAUGAAGUUGGAAGCAAUGCUGAUAAAGAAUUUCAAUACGAUAGACUACAAAAUUUAUGA